Podarcis muralis (Common wall lizard) is the source of this 1386-nucleotide messenger RNA. Lineage: Eukaryota; Metazoa; Chordata; Lepidosauria; Squamata; Lacertidae. The record is from RefSeq and is a predicted model, not a curated record.
CGUCUGCGUCGGCGCAUGCGAGCUCCUCUGCACCAUUUUCCUACAUCUACGCGCGCGCAAGCCUUACCCAAUCACGCGGGCGCUCCUCGAGGACCCCGCCUGGGCUGCCUCGAGCAAUCGCCUGCGUCGCAGCUCCAACCUUCCGCCGGGGAGGACCCCCCUCCUCCUCCUUCCCCGGUCCGUCCGGCGCGCUGCCUGCAAAAACAACAAGCCUCCCUCCCUCACACGGCGCAGGUUCUCCUCGGCCCGGUCGGUGGGGCCGCCGCCUCCGCCGCCGUCCGGUGGGGCCAAGGCCGGGCAGCAGGGGCCUGGGGUGGCCAGUCGGCCGGGCGUCGGGCGGAAGAGGCGAUGGACCAGUGCGUGACGGUGGAGCGCGAGCUGGAGAAGGUGCUGCAGAAGUUCUCGGGCUACGGGCAGCUGUGCGAGCGGAGCCUGGAGGAGCUGAUCCAGUACGUGGCGGGGCUGCGCCGGGAGAUCCUCCAGAGCGAGAAUCAAGAUGGAGAUCUAUCGGGGACGAUAUCACUUGUUAUGACCCAGUGCUGCAAGCGAAUAAAGGACACUGUUCAGAAAUUGGCCUCAGAUCAUAAAGACAUUCACAGUAGUGUUUCCCGUGUUGGGAAAGCUAUUGACAAGAAUUUUGACUCUGACAUCAGCAGCGUGGGAAUAGAUGGAUGCUGGCAGGCUGAUAGCCAGCGGAUUCUGAAUGAGGUGAUGGUAGAACACUUUUUCCGGCAAGGAAUGCUAGAUGUAGCUGAGGAACUUUGCCAGGAGUCCGGACUUUCGAUAGACCAAAGUCAAAAGCAGCCGUUUGUGGAGCUCAACCGAAUAUUGGAAGCACUUAAAGUUAGAGUUUUGAGACCUGCGUUAGAGUGGGCUGUAUCAAACAGAGAAAUGCUUAUGGCACAGAACAGCUCUUUAGAAUUUAAGCUACACAGAUUAUAUUUUAUUAGUUUAUUAAUGGGCGGAACUACAAACCAGAGAGAAGCACUGCAAUACGCUAAAAACUUUCAGCCAUUUGCUCUAAACCAUCAGAAAGAUAUUCAAGUUUUGAUGGGAAGCUUAGUGUACCUGAGGCAAGGAAUCGAAAAUUCUCCGUACGUCCAUUUGUUGGAUGCCAAUCAGUGGGCGGACAUCUGCGACAUCUUUACAAGGGAUGCCUGCGCUCUGCUGGGACUCUCGGUUGAAUCGCCUCUUAGCGUUAGGUAUGGCUGCUUUCAUGCCAGACAUAUUUUAAAGAUUUGGCUAUCUAAACCUCACCUAGUCGUUGGCAUCUUAGGAAUACAGAUUUGCCUAAAGUCCUUCCAUGGAGAUAGAACUGGAAAUAUACUUAAACAUAAUGUGGCGUCUGGAAAUGGUUUGUUCCAGCAGUGAUUCACAGUGUGGUGC